AGUGAUCCUAGCUUGUCAGAACCAUGGUCAGAACGCUGAGAGGCAGUGAACAGCAGAGGUCUAACGUUAGCUCAGCUACUCACUAGGACAGGAAGACAUUGAACUGAGAAGACGUUUUGCUGGGAACAUUUCUGCAAGCAAAUGUUAACUUUCGGAUAAUACAGUUUGCUAGACUGUCUAGCAGUUUCGGGGGCUAGCUUUCUGUUUACCAAGUGGUGUUCUGCGGUGGAAAGAGCAAAAAAUGUCGUCUCCAAGUCCGGGUAAAAGGCGAAUGGAUACCGAUGUGGUGAAACUCAUUGAGAGCAAGCACGAAGUCACCAUCCUCAGCGGACUCAAUGAAUUUGUAGUGAAGUUUUUCGGACCACAAGGAACACCGUAUGAGGGAGGCGUGUGGAAGGUGCGAGUAGAUCUUCCUGACAAAUACCCGUUCAAAUCGCCAUCAAUAGGAUUCAUGAACAAGAUUUUUCAUCCCAACAUUGACGAAGCGUCAGGGACAGUGUGCUUAGAUGUCAUCAACCAGACAUGGACAGCCCUUUAUGAUCUGACCAACAUAUUUGAGUCGUUCCUGCCGCAGCUGCUGGCUUACCCGAACCCCAUCGACCCCCUGAAUGGAGAUGCAGCUGCCAUGUACCUUCACCGGCCAGAGGAGUACAAGCAGAAAAUCAAAGAGUACAUUCAGAAAUAUGCAACAGAGGAAGCUCUGAAGGAGCAAGAAGAGGGGGCAGGUGACUCUUCAUCCGAAAGCUCCAUGUCUGACUUCUCAGAAGACGAGGCCCAGGACAUGGAGUUGUAGUGAUAGGAGGGCUCCCCCAUCCCGCCCCCCUCCUUUAACCCCCCACAGAGACUAUAUUUGAUUUCCUAACCAUGAGAAAAAGCAGACUUAUAAUAUUCAUAUUUAAACAAGUUGAUUUUUUUUUAUUAUUAUUAUUACUACUAAACAAGGAUUUUUAUGGAUAUCUAGCCUUUUGGUGUGUUUGACACCCCUUCCAUUCUGUAGCUGUUUCUCCCUACAAAGACGUUGCGAUUGCUCUCACAUUCUCCUCCCUCUGUCAUCGCCGCAGUUUGAAGGUGCGUCAUGAAAUCUUAGGCAGGGAAAUCUCCUCCUGCAAACAAAUGUCAAAGUUCUCCUUUUUUAAAGUUACAGUUUUCCAGUGAGGCCUGAAUCUCAGCUUGUCUUUCUUUUUCCACUAUGCUAACUGAUUCUGACCAACAUGUGCUCAAUCCUCCACAACCGACAGAUCUGCUGAGAGUGCACAGCUCUAGGAUAUCAUCCAGUAGGGUAGAAUGUAUUUUUAAAAGCGCACAAUCACACGAGGUGUAUUUGCACACUUGAAGAAACAAAAACAUGCACCCUGAAAUCAAACCCUGAAUGUUUCCUAUGCAGAUCUUUUUCAUUACAUUGAUGGAGACAUGUCAGCUGAAAAUCUGCCUUUAUUUUGGAUGCUACUUGGACAUGUUACUUAAGUUAUUGUUACUCUUUUUGACCUGCUGCAGCCGCCUGUUGACAUGUGUAGCUGUGCAGUGCAAAAACUUCUUAAACAUAGGGUCAUGUCUUUGGAAACAAACGGCUGAAAUGCCUGUCUCAUUACAGGACACGCUAUGCCGUGGGGACAGACAUGAUGGGUGCUUUUGAUGAUGAUUGAAACGUACACUUCUUGUGUGUGUGUGGAGAUUCUGGUCAGAUUCAAGUGGUAUAAUGGAAACUGAAAACAGACUGCCCUUUAACCAUCUGACCACAUGUGUUUUAAACUUGAAGAAGUUUGCUUUAGUUUCCCCAUCAGGAUGCACUUGAGCAACAAACAUUCUCAUUGUGCAUCUUGCAUUGUUUUGUAUUUUAAAACAAAUCUCCUUUAAUAUUAUUGCUUGAGACCAACUUCCAAGGCAAAGAGUCACCUUUUGAGGUCAUGUAAGAAAACCAGCAACAAAUUUAGGUUAGAUUUUAGUAAAAAGCAACAAAAAUGGUCACAUGGUUAUUGAGUAGAUUCAGGUUUGUGUCGUAUUGGUUCUCCUCACAUUCCACAUUCUGUUAGCUCUGAUUCAUUCAUCCUGUGAUAUGUACCCCAACUGCAUCACCUGGUCCCAAACUUUAUGAUGUGGUCAUGAGUUGGAAGAGGAUUCCAAAAUAAGAGCCCAAUGUAUGACAAUUAGGCUUGUGGUAUUUUUUUGUUGUUGAGUGGAGUUAAUUGAACUUUAAAUUCAUGUGUACAGACUCGAUUCUUAUCCGAAACAACAACUCUCAAUUUGUUUGGAACGAGAAUGCAAUCGCAGCUUUGAUUUCUGGCUGUUUUUCCCUUCUUUUAUUUCUUGUACAUUUUUUGCCCGAUGGGGGGGUCAACACGUUUGGAUUUUUUUUUCUUUUUUAUGUACAGUAUCUACCUUGUACAGUGCUAAGACACCUCUCUGUAGCCUCAUGAAAAACUCAACCCCCGAAAACACUGGCCGAGUGUUGCUUUGUCGAGGCUGAAGUUGCAGUCAAACUACCUAGAAAACCUUGAAAUGUAUUCACUUCAUAGAUUGCAGUAAGAAUCACUGGUUGCUUUUGGUGGGCAGAUUGUGGAUUGUACCUGGGAGGUUCUCCUUUUAUCACCGCUGAUUUUAACUCCCCCUUCUGUGCCUCAUCACAAAACGACUGUGACCAUUGGAGAAGUCCCCUGAAACCACGUUUCCCAAAAUGCCAUGAUGCUCAGACGAAACUAGAAAAGCACAUUGCUCUCACUCAUCCUCCUUUAACUCCUCUCUUCCUGCUAUUUGAUCCUCACCCAGGGCUGAGCAGCAUUUCAAUGAGAUAAUGCAGGAUUGUUAGACGUUCACGGCUCAGGUUUGGUUGUAUCUUGUAUCGUGAUGAACAUUUUUACCCGGGACAUACUGAAAGGCUGAAAAUCAUGCUACUAUUUGUUAACCGGUGCUUUAGACAUGACAGGAUAGUAUGUUUUUCUGGGUGUUGACUUCCACUUAUCAUAUGCUACUUUAUAUGGCUGUGUUACAGAUAGUGUAGCUAGUUUGGUACCUGAUAAAGCAUUCAUUGCUCAUCUGACUCUUUAGUUAGUGUCUGUUGUGUGGUUUAAGUGUAAGAUACUCCAUGGACAUGCCUGCUUGUCGUCUUCUUCUUGCAGAUUUAGAAUUGUACAGAUGAGUGUGAGGGAUUUAGAACGAGGGUGUUGUUUGAGAUGUAGUGAGCCUGAUGGAUCUAACUGUACAGAAAACAGAAGUGUGGUUUAAAGCCCUUUACUAAAGAAUGGAUUUAACCCAACCCUUAAUAUAAAUAUCAAACCCACCUCCUUCAUUUGUUUUAAUUCCAGUAUUUAUCUGCAGAGUUUGACUGUUUAAAGCUAGGGGAUUAUAAUCCUCAUCAUCCAGCCUAGGUAAAGUUUUCAAUGUUAGCUCGGGGUUGCCAUUCAGCAGGACGCAGCAAUUUUAACUGGUGCAGAGCUAACUUGUGGUAUUCAAUAUAUUGAAGGCAGUAUAAAGCAUUGUGAAUGUUUCACCUGAGUGUGUGUGUGUGAGCCAAAUUAACUCAAACAGAACAAACCUGCUAAUUCUGCACACAUCCCCACCUUCAUAUUUGGUUCUUCUCCUCCCUCAGCUGCCUGAAAGUGUGUAUUUAUUCUUAAAGAGAACUCCUUCUUUGGUUUUAAUCCCCGUCAUCAGGCUGCACUGUCAUGGUUCAGCUCAAACAUCACACUGAUGACGAUUUGAUAUUGAGUUUUUGUUUUAAACAUUCAGAUUGGAGAUCCUGUUUUACUUUACAUUUGUGCAGUACUGUACCUGAGUGCUGAAACACAGUAUAUCCUUGUUAAGAACUGUAAUAAAAAUAGCACAUUAUGAUAAAGUGGUGCGACAAGGAUCAGUGAUAUUUUUGUCUCAAGACUCUGAGGUUUGGUUUUCAACAUUAUUUGCAAUCUGACGGGCAAUAAAUUGAUUUAAUGCCAAUCCCUGUCAA
Molecule: messenger RNA, 3940 nt
Organism: Notolabrus celidotus (New Zealand spotty)
Lineage: Eukaryota; Metazoa; Chordata; Actinopteri; Labriformes; Labridae
Gene: ube2h
Product: ubiquitin-conjugating enzyme E2H (UBC8 homolog, yeast)
Exons: 7
Coding region: 242-793 (183 amino acids)
Biological process (GO): ubiquitin-dependent protein catabolic process; protein polyubiquitination
Cellular component (GO): nucleus
Molecular function (GO): ubiquitin conjugating enzyme activity
Source: RefSeq, a predicted model, not a curated record